Daucus carota subsp. sativus is the source of this 1536-nucleotide messenger RNA. RefSeq names its product alkane hydroxylase MAH1-like. The transcript has a single exon. Gene Ontology annotation, molecular function: heme binding; iron ion binding; monooxygenase activity. The coding region runs from base 1 to 1536 and encodes 511 amino acids. NCBI's taxonomy places the organism in Eukaryota, Viridiplantae, Streptophyta, Magnoliopsida, Apiales, Apiaceae. The record is from RefSeq and is a predicted model, not a curated record.
AUGGCUUUUAAUCUCCUCAUUCAUAUUCUUACCAUCUUUCUCAUUCCAUUGUUAGUCUUUCUGAAAUUUUGGAUCAAAGCCGGUUGUAAAAGCUCUAUUCCAACAGAUUGGCCCGUGUUUCGCAUGACACCUGGAGUUCUCAAGAAUACUCAUAGAAUACAUGAAUUUGUUACAGAUGUUCUGAAAGAAUGCCAUGGUACUUUUCAGUUCAAAGGUCCGGUAUUAGCCGACUUAGACUUGCUUGUCACUUCUGAGCCUGCUAACAUCCACCAUAUCUUGAGCAAAAAUUUCACCAAUUAUCCAAAAGGCCCUGACUUUCGCAAGAUUUUUGAUAUUCUUGGAGACGGGAUUUUCAAUGCUGAUGCUCAUCUUUGGGAACUUCAUCGCAAAACUACAACCUCUCUGUUCAACAAUGCAGAGUUCUACAAGAUGUUACUAGAGUCGACGACGAAUAAAGUGAAGAAAGGGCUGAUACCAGUUCUUGAUCAUGCCUCGCGAGAUGAUAUUGAGGUGGAUUUGCAGGAGAUAUUUCAAAGGCUUACUUUUGAUAGCAUUUGUUCUCUGCUUUUGGACUAUGAUCCACAGAGCCUCUCGCUUGAGCUACCGUAUAUUUCAUGUGAGAAGGCUUUCACAGCCACUGAGGAGGCACUUCUGUACAGGCAUGUAUUGCCCGAAAGCAUUUUGAAGCUGCAAAGUGUGACUGGAUUUGGUAAAGAAAGAGGUUUGAGUAAAGCUCGAGAAGCUUUUGAUCAGUUCAUAUAUUCAUGCAUCUCCACAAAGCGCCAACAAUUACAAAUCAAAGAUUCUGUAAAGUUUUCUCCACCUGAAGGCCAUAAACUUGAUUUGCUUACAGCCUAUAUGGAAGCAUACAAAGAAAAGACCGGAAAUCCUGAAAUAUUUUUAAGGGACACUUUGUUGAAUCUAAUGCUGGCUGGAAGAGAUACCACUAGUACAGCUCUAUCUUGGUUUUUUUGGCUCCUUGCCAAGAACCCUGCAGUGGAACGCAAGAUUCUUGAAGAGAUUGACUCACAGUUGCAUUCCAAAGAAGAAAUUUGGAUGCUUUUUAGGAAAAGGGAGGACUUAGGUAAACUGGUUUAUCUACACGGAUCUUUGUGUGAGGCUUUAAGGCUCUUCCCACCAGUUGCUUUGGAGCACAAGGCUCCAAUGCAGCCAGACAUUCUUCCAAGUGGUCAUCCGGUGAAUAAGGACUCUAAAAUUGUGUUAUCCUUUUAUUCCAUGGGAAGAAUGGAGAGCAUUUGGGGAAAAGAUUGCUUAGAGUUCAAGCCAGAGAGAUGGAUAACUGAUAAAGGAGGGAUCAAACACGAGCCUUCAUACAAGUUUCCCGCAUUUAAUGCAGGGCCAAGAACUUGUUUAGGCAAGGAAAUGGCGUUCAUACAAAUGAAAAUGGUUGCGACAAGUAUUCUACAUAAUUACAAAAUCGAAGUUGUGAAGGGGCAGCAGGUAGUUCCAAGUGAUUCUGUUAUUCUGCAAAUGAAGUAUGGUUUGAAAGUCAUGGUUUCCAAAAGAAGUUCUUAG